Cyphellophora europaea CBS 101466 is the source of this 1308-nucleotide messenger RNA. RefSeq lists its product as uncharacterized. Gene Ontology annotation, molecular function: flavin adenine dinucleotide binding; acyl-CoA dehydrogenase activity. The record is from RefSeq and is a predicted model, not a curated record. The transcript is spliced from 2 exons. The coding region runs from base 1 to 1308 and encodes 435 amino acids. Lineage: Eukaryota; Fungi; Ascomycota; Eurotiomycetes; Chaetothyriales; Cyphellophoraceae.
AUGCCACCCUCCACCGCCCCAACCCCGUUCUCGGAACCCCUCCUCCCCCAACUCCCCACCCCAAACCCGUACUACACGCCCAAACACCACCGCCUCCGCGCCUUCGUGCGCGCCUACGUCGACACGCACCUCCUCCCCCACGCCCAAGAAUGGGAAACCUCCGGGCAUGUCCCCGAAGAGGUGCGGCGUCACCACUGCGCGCAGGGCUUCGCGGUCGUGCACCCGGUGACCGAUCCCGCCUAUACGGGCGGCGUGGCUCUGCCCGCCAACAUCCCCUAUGACGAGUGGGACACGUGGUGCAGCGUCAUCGUGGGCGACGAAUUGGCGCGCCUGGGCUGGUGCGGCGUCACGUGGGGUCUGGGCGGUGGGAACGGUAUUGGAUGUCCGCCCAUCGCGCGCUUUGGGACCGAGGAGCAGCGGCGGCGCUGGCUGCCGGGCGUCGCCAGGGGGGACAUUCGGUUUUGCUUGGGCAUUACGGAGCCGGAGGGCGGGAGUGAUGUGGCGGGGAUUCGGACGACGGCGGAGAGGAAGGGGCCCGUCUAUGUGGUGAAUGGGAGGAAGAAGUGGAUUACGAAUGGCAUUUGGGCGGACUAUUGCACGACGGCGGUAAGGACGGGGGGGAAGGGGCAUGGGGGGAUCAGUUUGCUGGUGGUGCCAUUGGCGGCGAAGGGGGUGAGGAGGACACGCAUUGAAAACCAGGGCGUGCAUGCUAGUGGUUCCACGCUUAUCACAUUCGACGAUGUUGAGGUACCAGUAGAGAACCUCAUUGGGAAGGAGAAUGAUGGCUUCCGCCUUAUCAUGUCAAACUUCAAUCCUGAACGGCUGUCACUCGCCACAGCUGCCAUCCGACUAUCGCGUGUGUGCGUGCAGGAUGCCUACGCGUACGCCUGUGAGCGAGAGACAUUCGGCAAGCCGCUGAUCGAGCACUACGCCAUCAAAUCGAAGUUCGCGGAGAUGGGUACGCUGAUCGAGCCGAGCCAGGCCUUCUUGGAGCAGCUGUGCAAUAUCGUUGAACACUCGCGGAAGACCGGCACGGAGGUCAAUGUCGGUGGCAUGACUGCGCUGCUCAAGGUCAUGAGUACUCGUUGUCUGGAGAAAGUGUGCCGUGAAGCCAUGCAGAUCAUGGGUGGAGCGGCGUAUUCAAAGUCCGGCAAGGGAGCUCGCAUUGAGCAAAUUAGCCGCGACGUCCGCGUACAUGUUGUUGGUGGCGGCAGCGAGGAGAUCAUGAGCGAUCUUGCAGUGCGGCAGGAGGCUCGCGAUGUGGUGCUGCGAGCGAAGGCAAGAACUGGUUCAGAGUCGAAGCUGUAG